UUACUAUACAAACAACAGGUCAAACAAGUCACAAAGUAGUGACUCCACCCUACAUGGAGCAAUAUAAAUGAAGUUGUCACAAUAAGUAAAUAGUCUUCAAGAAGGGGUCGGGACCUAAGGUUGUGCAGUGAUGUCUUCUAGGUUGCCAGUGCUGUGUCUCCUGCUCCUGCAGACUGGAAGUUUUGGAUUUUACAUAUUCGGCGGAGAGUCCCUGAAUCAUCAGGAGAUUACUGAGAGAGCAAUCUUAAAUGUCACAUUGCAGGUGUGCCGCACACUAGCACUGGCUGUGGGCGAAGACUUCACUUUUCCUCCUCAGCCUUUUACUGCUCAGUCUGUUCCUGUUGCCUGUCAAGCAUCAAAAUCAUCCAAGACCUUCCUCCAGACGAUCAAAUUAAUUAAAAAAAAGAAUUGGCGAGUAGACAUUCGUUAUUUAUUCAGCCCACGCCAUCACUUUGACAAUGAGAAGUUUUCGGAGGGAAGGAAUAUAAUCACAAGUGGAUUAUCAGCUGUGAAGGCCAACAACAAGCAAGAGAACUUUGAGGCGGCGAGACAACAACUGGGAGAAAUCUUACACUCUUUACAGGAUUUCUACAGUCACAGCAACUGGGUGGAAAUGGGAAACAAACUUCCAAACUCCAAUCUGAUCAAAUCAAAUGCCAACAUCGGUAACAUAGCAGCUGAAGGCAGAGCAACCUGUCGCAACUGUGAUGGAGACGACUGCAGGAACAACAUUUUGGAGGAUAUCCUACGAGAAAAGAUACUGACCUCUGGUUAUUUUGGGCUUGUGCCUUUUUUCUCGACUAAACCAAAAGGAAAAUGCAGUCAUGGAGGACGUUUUGAUCGAACAAGUAACAUCGAGCCUAAAGGUGGAAUUAACAAAGACAAGUUGAGCUCCAACCAUGGACACCUGCACACCAACGCAGCGAAUAUGGCGAUAGCUGCAACCAGCGAGCUACUAGAGGACAUUCGAGGGGCUGCUGGUGACCGACCAUUCCUACAGAUGAUGGGAAUCUCCAAAGGAUCCAGUAAAGCUCUUUGUUUCGUGAUCGACACCACUGGAAGCAUGAGUGAUGACAUAGCAACAGUGAGGAACGUCACUUCCUCUAUAAUCAACAGUAAAGUGGGAACAGAAGAUGAGCCCUCAGUUUACAUUCUUGUACCUUUCAGUGAUCCAGAUUUUGGGCCACUUAUAAGGACUACAGACCCAAAUGUCUUCAAGAAUGCUAUCAAUUCACUAUCAGCAGAUGGUGGAGGAGAUUUUGCUGAAAUGAGUCUUUCAGGGCUUCAGCUGGCCUUAACUGGUGCUCCUCCUAAUUCUGAGAUCUUCCUCUUCACGGAUGCACCUGCUAAAGACAUCUACCUGAAAAGCACAGUGAUAGCACUCAUAGAGCGAACCAAGUCAGUGGUGAACUUCAUGAUUACUAACUUGCUGGGGUUUCGUCGUCGAAGACAGAGUUCUAACAACCAACAGCAACAACACAGUCGGAUGGUAAAAUCAGAUGCUCAGCUGUACAAAGACCUGGCUCAGGCUUCAGGAGGUCAAGCUAUUGAAGUCACAAAGAGUGAGCUCCAAGUGGCCACCAGCCUCAUAGUAGAGUCCUCCAGCUCAUCUCUGGUGACGCUUCUGCAGGCGACCAGGAAUCCGGGAAAGGUGGAAAAUUUUACUUUCACAGUUGACGAUUCAGUAAAAAACCUCAGAAUUUACAUCACUGCGAGGUCUGUCAGCUUUACUCUCAUCAGUCCCUCAGGUGAAUCUCAGCAAAGCUCUAACACAACAGGAUCACUGAUCACUGCAUCCCAGUCAGUGGGAAACUUCCAGACUCUGCAGCUACAAACACAAGUGGGACUGUGGGAAAUCAAAAUGGUGUCAACAAAUGGCUACAGUCUGAAGGUCGUAGGUGAGAGUCCCAUUGACUUCCUGUUUGAAUUUUUGGAGGUAUCGCAGGGCCUGCUUGGAGGUUUUGAUGUUGUAGACAAUCGUCCCACAGCUGGUGUCAAUGGUAGUCUGAUGGUGACCGUAACUGGGAGUGACUCCGCCACGGUGACAGAAGUGAUUCUGGUUGAAUCAUCGGGGUCCGGACAGGUCAAUGGCACUGUAGAGGCUCAGGGUGGAGGAGACUUCUUAGCUCAGUUUGACAGGAUCCCAUCACAGGAGUUUGUGGUGCUUGUGAAGGGGCAGAACAGCAAUGUUUCCACCAGAGAAGCCUCAGUGUUCUUCCAAAGGCAGUCGCCCACCAACAUCAGAGCGUCUGCUCUGACUGUUACUGUUGAGGAUUCACAGAGUGUCUUAGUACCAGGAACGCCACUAGUAGUUCCCUUCUCUGUGACGACGGGUGGUGCAGGAGGAAACUUUAGUAUCAAAGCUACCAGUGAUCAAGGUUUUACUUCAGCUAUCCCAUCCAGUUUAUUCCUGGAAACUGGAGGCAGUGCUAAUGGUACAGUGAACCUCACAGCACCAAUUAACACCACGUCUGGUACUGACGUAACCCUGACCAUUGAGGCCGAGGCUCCGGGAGGCACAGACACCAACUAUGUUGUUCUGCUUUUCACUGUCCUUAGAACGGUGACUGAUUUCACUCAGCCAGUGUGUGAGCUGCUCAGUCUGCAGUCAAAUUGCUCUGAAAACUGCAGCUUGUCCAUGUGGAAGCUCUCUGUUCAGGUGACUGAUGGUGCUGAAGGGACGGGUGUUGACCGUGUUAGCCUCAGACAGGGCAAUGGUACCUUAAACACCACCCUGGCCGCUGGCAAUGAAAACGGAACGCUGGUGUACAUUGCGUCUUGCUGUUCGCCGGAUGUGGAACUGCUGGUUGUGGAUCGGGUGGGUAAUGUAGGGUCCUGUUCCUACAGGGUCCAGAAAACGUCCACCAGCAGCUCACAAGCUACAACCACCAGUAUCCCAAAUCCUCCAACAGCAGUAGCUGUUGUGUCUUUGUCUACCAAAACCGUUCAGUCUUUCUUCCUUUGCCUUAGUAUCACAAUCAUAGGGCUCAAUAUACCAUUUGAAAUGGGAAUCAACUGAGUGUCUACAUGUUGAAGGUGGGAUUAGUUACAUUUUAAAAUGUUUUACCUUUAUUUGAUCUGCCUUUGUUGAUAUAAAUGGGUGAACCUAAUAACCUGGCAACUAAGUGUAUAAGUGGGUAAUUAAUUGUGCUGUAUAAUCAAUAUUGAAAUCUUUAUGCAAUAUUAACUACAUGUACUCUCUGUUUUACAAGGUGCUUGAUGACAUUCUAAAACUUAAUGAGGCUGUGAAUAUGUUAUGAUUAAGACAUAUAUCAGGUGAACAUGCCAUUUUAAUUAUGAUACUUUUAACCAUCAUCCAUCCAUAUUUUGAGUAGUUUUGUUGCUGUUAAGUUGUGGAAGGGUUUUGAUUGAAUGAUCAAUUGUAUUUGAUGAUUUUAAAUUAGAUAUAGAGCUGAGGCUUGCUUCUGACAAAGAUGAAUAAAAAACAGAAAGGAUGACACAAUAAAAUUAAAAGAGUUA
Dicentrarchus labrax (European seabass) is the source of this 3480-nucleotide messenger RNA. Its product is annotated as von Willebrand factor A domain-containing protein 7. The record is from RefSeq and is a predicted model, not a curated record. Lineage: Eukaryota; Metazoa; Chordata; Actinopteri; Moronidae. Bases 131 to 3019 code for a protein of 962 amino acids. The transcript is spliced from 16 exons.